Etheostoma cragini (Arkansas darter) is the source of this 3016-nucleotide messenger RNA. It is a transcript of the gene lonp2, whose product is annotated as lon peptidase 2, peroxisomal. Gene Ontology annotation, cellular component: peroxisomal matrix. The coding region runs from base 108 to 2639 and encodes 843 amino acids. Lineage: Eukaryota; Metazoa; Chordata; Actinopteri; Perciformes; Percidae. Gene Ontology annotation, biological process: protein quality control for misfolded or incompletely synthesized proteins; protein processing; protein catabolic process. Gene Ontology annotation, molecular function: ATP binding; serine-type endopeptidase activity; ATP hydrolysis activity. The transcript is spliced from 17 exons. The record is from RefSeq and is a predicted model, not a curated record.
UACUGUUUACACUUGCCUGGGCUUUUUGACAGUAAAGAGGAGUGCGCAGUUUUUGUUGGCAAGAGUUGCGUAGUAGACAGUGACCUGUCUUCUUAAAAUAUCGGACAAUGGACUCCGGCCGCGAAAUACAGAUACCGAGCCGUCUCCCGCUGCUGCUGACCCAUGAAGGGGUGCUCCUCCCGGGCUCCACCGUCAGGUUCAGCGUGGACUCUCCGCGGAACAUGCACCUGGUCAGCCAGCGGCUGUUGAAGGGCACUUCUCUGAAAAGCACAAUCAUAGGAGUGAUUCCCAACACCAGAGACCCAGAGCACGACACCGACGACCUCCCCACCUUGCAUAAAAUUGGUACAGCGGGGAUAGCAGUGCAGGUGGUGGGCAGCAACUGGCCGAAGCCCCACUACACCCUCCUUAUCACAGGAUUGUGCCGCUUUAGUGUGUCAAGUCUGCUUAAGGAGCGGCCCUUUGUCCUGGCAGAGGUGCAGCAAUUGGAUAAACUGGAGCAGUACACAACCCCAGCAACAGAGGGUGUCCCAGCAGAAGAAGGAGAGCUGGGCGAGCUGUCCCACAAGUUCUACCAAGCUGCUGUACAGUUGUUAGGUAUGUUGGACAUGUCCGUUCCAGUGGUGGCUAAGUUCAGGCGUCUGUUGGACAGUCUGCCCAGGGAAGCUCUGCCUGAUGUGUUAGCCUCCAUGAUCCGCACCUCAAACAAGGAGAAACUACAGGUCCUGGAUGCGGUGACUUUGGAGGAGCGAUUUAAGAAGGCUCUGCCCAUGUUGACCAGACAGAUAGAGGGACUAAAACUGAUAAAGAAGUCUAGGAAAAUAGGUCCUGACAAUGAGAAAAGGGUGCUAUCGGUGCGUAAAGGUGGAGUGUUCCCGGGCCGGCAGUUCAACCUGGAUGAGGAAGAUGAAGAUGAGGAUGGUGAUGACACUGCAGCCUUAGAAAGGAAAAUCCACGGGGCCAAGAUGUCUGAAGCUGCACUUAGAGUUUGCCUCAAAGAGCUCAAGAGGUUGAAGAAGAUGCCUCAGUCUAUGCCUGAGUAUGCCCUGACCAGAAACUACUUGGAUCUGAUGGUAGAGUUGCCAUGGAGCAAAAGCACCAAAGACUGCCUGGACAUCCGAGCCGCUCGCACUCUGUUGGACAACGAUCACUAUGCCAUGGACAAGCUAAAGAGACGCGUGCUGGAGUACCUGGCUGUUAGACAGCUGAAGACUUCCCUGAAGGGACCAAUCCUCUGUUUUGUGGGGCCUCCAGGAGUUGGUAAGACCAGUGUGGGACGCUCCAUAGCCAGGACUUUGGGCAGAGAGUUUCACCGCAUCGCUUUGGGAGGCGUCUGUGACCAGUCUGACAUCCGUGGACACAGACGCACAUAUGUAGGAAGCAUGCCCGGUCGCAUCAUCAACGGUUUGAAGACAGUGGCUGUAAAUAAUCCUGUGUUCCUCCUGGAUGAGGUGGACAAACUGGGGAAGAGCCUACAAGGAGAUCCUGCAGCUGCACUGCUAGAGGUCCUGGAUCCAGAGCAGAACCACAGCUUCACAGACCAUUACCUCAAUGUGGCCUUUGACCUCUCCCAAGUGCUCUUUAUUGCCACUGCAAAUACCACAGCAACAAUUCCCCCUGCUCUGUUGGACAGGAUGGAGGUGCUGCAGGUUCCAGGCUACACUCAAGAAGAGAAGGUGGAGAUAGCUCAUCGUCACCUGAUCCCAAAUCAGCUGGAGCAGCAUGGAUUAACACCCCAACAGCUGCAUAUACCACAGGACACCACACAGCAUAUAAUCAGCAGUUAUACUCGCGAGGCGGGUGUGCGCUCCUUAGAGAGGAAGUUUGGGGCGAUCUGCCGAGCCGUGGCUGUGAAAGUUGCUGAAGGCCACAGAGUCACCAAGACAGAGGCUUCCACCCCCGAGGACCCGACACAGCAGGAGGACAAGGCAGUGCCCCCCGAGCUUCCCAUAGUGAUCGACCACGUCGCCCUGAAAGACAUCCUGGGACCUCCGCUGUUUGAAAUGGAGGUGUCUGAGAGGCUCACCCUGCCCGGUGUGGCUGUGGGCCUGGCCUGGACCCCCCUCGGUGGGGAGAUCCUGUUUGUGGAGGCCAGUCGAAUGGAGGGAGAAGGUCAGCUAACUUUAACCGGUCAGCUGGGAGACGUUAUGAAAGAAUCCGCGCAUUUGGCUAUCAGCUGGCUCAGGGCUAACGCUAAAACCUACCAGCUCACCAACAUGGUGGGAGGUCCAGACCCGCUAGAAGCAACAGACAUCCACCUCCACUUCCCUGCUGGAGCUGUCACCAAGGACGGCCCUUCUGCGGGUGUUACCAUAGUAACCUGCCUAGCCUCGCUGUUUAGCGGCCGAUUGGUGAGAUCAGACGUUGCCAUGACAGGAGAGAUCACCUUAAGAGGGCUGGUGCUGCCGGUGGGCGGAAUCAAGGACAAGGUCCUGGCGGCCCACAGGGCAGGAGUGAAGCGCGUCAUUCUCCCUAAACGCAACGAGAAGGACCUGGAAGAGCUCCCAGCUAACGUCCGAGCCGACCUCGACUUUGUCACGGCUGCGAACCUGGACCAGGUCCUGAACGCUGCCUUUGAUGGAGGGUUUCCAGGGACAGCCAGCACCCACACGCACCCUCAGCUUAGCAGCAAACUGUAACCCGCUGAUAAAACACACACACACACACUAUUCACGUUCAAAGGAUUACUUUCCUAUUGAAGAGAUAAUUUGAGGGAAAUCAAGCUACAAUUCAGAGUCAAGCCCUGUGAGAGGAUUCAGUUAAAAUGUCCAUGGACAAUGUUACAGGUAAAGCAUCGUUGUUAUUCACAUAUUGGCUCUAUAGCCAUUCACAGCCAAGACUCCAUCCAGGUCACAGCCACCACUGCAUGUAAUCAUGUUGGUGCCUUUAAGUGUUCAGCCUUAGUUUUUCUAGACUGGCAUCUAUUUUUUUCUUGGAUAUUUACAUUAUAUUAACAGUACUGCUAUGGCCAUGUCAAGUGGAUGUGAGCUUAUUAAAGCCUCAACACAUUGGUGAG